Messenger RNA from Austrofundulus limnaeus, 4714 nucleotides. RefSeq names its product UDP glycosyltransferase 8 (gene ugt8). Lineage: Eukaryota; Metazoa; Chordata; Actinopteri; Cyprinodontiformes; Rivulidae. The record is from RefSeq and is a predicted model, not a curated record. Bases 140 to 1780 code for a protein of 546 amino acids. Gene Ontology annotation, biological process: galactosylceramide biosynthetic process. Gene Ontology annotation, molecular function: N-acylsphingosine galactosyltransferase activity. The transcript is spliced from 6 exons. Gene Ontology annotation, cellular component: endoplasmic reticulum.
AAACUUCACUCUUAUUUAUUUUCUUCCUUACCUCCCCCCUUUUUUUGUAAAAAAAAAAAUAUUUUAAUUUCUGUUCAGGUUACGUCUCGACGGUACUUAUUCCCCCCUCCGAUCGUAUCACCUGUCAGUCUGUAAAGCCAUGUCGCUACCAUCAUCUCUGCUGCUUCUCCUUGGACUCAUCACCUGGAGUCCCAGCUCAACGUGGGGCGCUAAAGUGAUUGUGGUCCCACCCAUUAUGUUUGAGUCUCACCUCUACAUCUUCAAGACGCUGGCGACAGCUCUACUCCAAGAGGGCCAYGAGAGCCAUUUUCUAGUCUCAGAGGGUCGUGAGGUCCCCCCCUCUCCUCACUACCAUUUGCAGCGCUACCCAGGGAUCUUUAACAGCAGCACAGCUGACAACUUCCUCCAAUCGAAAGUCAGCAACAUCUUCUCAGGCCGCCUGACAUUUCUGGAACUAUUUGACAUUCUUGACCACUAUUCUCAGAACUGUGAUGCGGUUGUUGGCAAUGUUGAAGUCAUGAACCGCCUGAAAGAAGCCAAGUUUGACCUGCUGCUAGUGGACCCCAAUGAAAUGUGUGGCUUUGUGAUCGCUCACAUCCUCAAUGUGCAAUACGCUGUGUUCAGCACAGGCCUGUGGUACCCCGCAGAAGUCGGAGCCCCAGCGCCGUUAUCAUAUGUGCCCGAGUUCAACUCUCUGCUGACAGACCGCAUGUCUUUAAUGGAGAGGAUUGCGAACACAGCCGUUUACCUGGUGCAGCGGUUUGGUGUCCAUUUCAUUGUGUUGCCCAAAUAUGACCGGAUUAUGAAGAAACACGGAGUAAAGCCUCAGGUGGCCAUGGCCGACUUGGUGCAGGGGAGCCGGCUGUGGAUGCUGUGCACCGACRUGGCUCUGGAGUUCCCAAGGCCUACCCUUCCUCAUGUGGUCUACAUAGGAGGCAUCCUCACCAAGCCCCCCAGCCCUCUACCACAGGAUUUUGAGUUGUGGGUUAGAGACACCACAGAGCACGGCUUUGUGGUCGUGUCRUUCGGAGCUGGAGUCAAGUACCUCUCGCAGGACAUUGCUCACAAACUGGCAGGAGCGCUCGCCAGGCUGCCCCAGCGUGUCAUCUGGAGAUUCUCCGGCAUUGCCCCCAGUAAUCUUGGGAACAACACCAAGCUUGUUGACUGGAUGCCUCAAAAUGAUUUAUUGGGCCAYGCUAACACAAGGGCUUUUCUGAGCCACGGGGGCCUGAACAGCAUCUACGAGGCCAUGUAUCAUGGAGUACCAGUGGUGGGUGUGCCCCUUUUUGGAGACCAUUACGAUACUAUGACUCGUGUUGCAGCCAAAGGGAUGGGUAUCAUGCUGCACUGGAAGUACAUGACAGAGGACGAUCUCUUUAAAGCUCUGACCAGCGUCAUCGAAGACACCAGGUAUCGCCAGCAGGCACAUCUUCUCUCCAGCAUUCACAAAGAUCAGCCAGGCCACCCUGUGACCAGGGCUGCCUACUGGAUCAGUUACAUCCUCCGUCACAACGGUGCCAAUCACCUGCGCUCGGCGGUGUACAACGUGUCCGUCUAUCAGUACUUUCUACUGGAUGUGGUUUUCACUCUAGCAGCUGGCCUUGCUCUCRCAGGCUUUUUGCUGAGCAGGUUGGUGCGAUUGCUUAAAGGGAAGCAUAGCAGAGGAGGCGCUACCAGGGAUGAUGGUACCUUGACCAACGGACACUGCCAUAGUGGGAGCCUUGCCAACGGGAAGCACAAACGCAACGGCUCCUUAAAAAGCGAGAAGAAGCUGAAUUAACGGUUUACUGGCAAAGCGAAGACGAAGGUGCCCCGAGGACUCGUUCACUAGGUUUGUUUCAUCGCUUUAACGAAAGCUUGGAGGGGAGGAAAAAAAAAAAGAAGCUGUUUUUAGGUCUGCGUCAGGAGGCGACUGCCACUCAGAUGGAGUGUGAGGCUGUGGGGAGGAUAACACUACGCAUCGAGUGGAGACAGAGCAAGGCAUCGGGUGCUCAAAAUCUGUGUGUAUGUGUGUGUGUUUAGGUGAAUGUUUAAGUGUGCAAAAAGGCAAAUUUAACAACAAAACAAAACUGUAACAGCAACUACAGCAYGACACUGGAAAAGACACGUUAGAGGACGCUGUUUCUGUACGAGCAUCAUCUCCUUCGAGUUCUCUGCUGUCUUCCUGCCCUUCUCACCUGUAGAAGGAUGAUGAAAAAAAAAAAAAGGAGUCGGGUGAGGAGGAUCCUGAGCGCCAACCAUUCAUCCUCAGAACAAAACAUCCAGCAGCUUUGGAMAUACUUAGAAUUUAAUGCUUUAAACUGCAAACUCCAAGUGUCUGGUAAACUGUAAAUACAAGAUAAAUCUAUUUAUUGCUGCUCAGAAGCUUUUUAAUGACACCUUUUUAGCUUUAUCUCUUGUUUUUAAUUUAUUUCAUGCAUCAGAGGUGUGACUGUGUGAUCGUAGACUUGCACUUCAUACUCUAAACUCACAUCCGCACUGUUGCUCUUUAUAAUUAAAACAAAUACAGAUGACAACAGUCAUUCUAAGCGUGUCCUGAAGCCCUGUGCUUUCUGCUCUAGGAUAAUCUGCAGUAUUUACUGCGGUAAUCAGACUCAUCAGUGUGAAAACAAACCAUUUUCUCUUUUUACAUGGUAGUGCCAACUUGUGAUAGCCUUUAGGAGUGUGGCACUGUCAUUGUAUCCUUAUUGGCCUUUGUUCUGGUAGAGAAUAACUCUACUGUCUGGCGUCUGUGUGAAAAGGUGAUCACGUUAAUAUGAGAAAUACAGUAAUUAAAUGCACAAAAGGAUAAUAAAGAGGGGAAAUGUGUUUAAGYCCAGCUUAAAAAAAACUGAUGGAGAAUGAGUCAUAACAUAACUUUUUGUUGAUUAGUUUGCAUUCCUAGUAAAAUUUCAUAGCUUGGAUGCCAUUUUAAAUGCUGCACUUAACUUUGUCCAGCUUUUUUUCAUUUCACAUUUAGUUGUUUAUUAUUUCUUAAUAAUUCUAACUUGCGUUGCGAAUGUUUGUUCUAAAUUUUACUGUUCGUGUUGCGUUUCCCCACUCACUGUUUCCGCUUCAAUUCGUUUGAUAAACUUUGCCGUUUAGGUCCAAACCGGCCCGCUUUAUUUAAUUUGUAAUAAUUUUGAGGAUGAAUGAAUCACAUUAACAAUGUGGCCUUUUAUAAUGCAAAUUGAAGUGUGUGGUGUAUGUGUGCUUGUUGUUCCAAUGUUUUAGAACGUUAGAUGGCGUUAGACUGAGUAUGGGUAAUGAUAUGUUUUAGCCCGUUGAGAUUCUUGUGAAAAUAGUUUCUGACGUAAAAAUAUGUUUAUGCACCAAAAACAUGCAUAAAAAACAUUUUUCUUCAAGUUAGUCAUCCUGAGUGACUUUUUCCCCACUUUCUUUUCUCCCUUGACCUUUUAUUAAAGAGAUAGAUUUUUUUUAAAAGUGGGGUUUUGUAUGAGAGUUAUGACCAGUUAAUAUCUUACCCAUUGUAGAUUUAAAUGAUCUCAGUUUGGAGAAAUUGUUUAAUUCUGACUGGAUUGUUUGCUGCUCUCAGUGCUGUUUGCACUUACAUAUGAUAGAAUUUAAUAAAAAAAAGUAAUGUAAAAGUGAAACUGGGCGUGAUGAGGUAAAAAAUGUUUUUCUAGGAAAAGCUAUGAAAAUUUUCAGAUUUGAUGUUUUGAGAGUGCAGAAAGCUUAUUCUUCAAAGUUUMUUCAGAGCUAUCUACAGCAGGUAAGAUAGCGAUUGUUCACAACCUGUCUCAAAAAGAACUGAACUACCACUUUAAACCUCUAGCUGUUCAUUUGAAAUAAAUUUAGGAAAAGAGAGAGGGAAAACUUUAAACCUGUUUGCCAGCUUAAAGCACUCUGCAGCCAGGUGGAUCUUUUCAGGGACUGAACACCUUGCUAAUGGGAUAUUUCACCAAAGCAGUAAAAUUCUUGCGGACAUAAUAACCACUCCUGUGACACGUACUGCAAUUUUCUGUCUAUAUAUWUUUUUCUGAACAAACCAAACGUCUACUUUGUAAAGCUAAAAAUUACAGUAGCAUUCUAACAAGGUAGCUGUUUACCAACUAAAUAUGGGCUCAGUUGCAGCCAGAAAAUGGUAAUAAAUAGUAAAAAACAGAAGUGUUCACUUAAUUCAAGAAAACAACCAUUUCACUAGUAUGUUUAGUAUAUUUUCUUUCUCUGUGAGCUACAAAAUACACUUGCACAGCASAACCGAGCCCUGCUAAAAUUAAAAAGAAAAAAAAAAGAAGGGACUCUCAUACUUGAAUCAACAACUUAAUCAACAUCAGCUGCUUAGGCUCCUACCUGCAGGUGCUACACAAGCUAUGAACAGAGUCUGAAGCRUUUAGAAAAUGUUAGUGACAAUUUAUCUUUUUGUUAUUUUGCAGUAUUAAUGUUUUUGCCCACACAGGUCAAAAAGAAGAAGUCAUCUUUUAAUCUAAUUUAAUGUGCAGAUUGUGCAGUCUGACAUUGUCUCCAGUUUUGUAACGUUUGUAUGUCCUCAACUUGAAAUCUGAAUUUAUAAGUGCACUUGGUUGUUCCUUCGUCCUGCUGUAAUCUAGUUGCCUUUUUACCUCCAUUCUCAUGUAUUAGCUCUCUUUUCUUGCUUUAUUUUGAGAUGACACAAAGUUUUCACUUUUUUUUUCCUGUCAUGCGUGUCUCUGUUGUAAAUAGAAUGUAAACAAAAUACUAAUGCUGAAUAAAAAUGGCACAUUUUGUUUGCAGA